Molecule: messenger RNA, 807 nt
Organism: Thelazia callipaeda (thelaziosis nematode)
Lineage: Eukaryota; Metazoa; Nematoda; Chromadorea; Rhabditida; Thelaziidae
Source: the annotation of a GenBank genome assembly
AUGACCUUAAUUGGACGAAAAGUUUUGGCAGUUAUUACUGGCGCAAGUCGUGGGAUUGGUCGAGAAACGGUACUGCAAUUGUCGAAAAUUGUUUCUGAAGGGUCAGCAUUUUUAAUUACUGCUAAAACAGCUACAAAACUUGAAAGAUUAAAAAAUGAAGUGAAGUCCAGCACGAAAGGAAUCGAUAUUUAUGUCCUGGUUUGCGAUGCAGAAAAAUUAAAUUCUGGCAUGAUUUCGGAAUUUCAAGAGGCUGUAUCAACUCUGACAGGAAAUUCAAGAACGUUUGAUGCGUUACUACUAAUGCACAAUGCGGGAACAGUUGGUGAUGUCACAAAACCAGGCUUAGAAAUUUGCAGUUCAGAUGACUGGCAUAACUACUUACAUAUUAACUUUGUUUCAGCAGUACUAAUAAAUAAUUCAGUGCUGAGGGCUGUUCCGAAGCAGGCAGUCUCAGUUCGCUACAUUUUGAAUGUAACGUCUUUGCUUGCUGUUAAAGCGUUUCCAUCAUUAGCUCAGUACUCAGUCGGCAAAGCUGCUCGUGAAGCCUUUUUUCGAGCACUGGCAGUUGAAGAACCAAAUUUGCGGAUUUUGCAGUAUUCACCUGGUCCAGUGCAAACUGAUAUGCAUGAUGAAUUAGCGCAAAAAUCAUAUGAUAAAGAUAUUCGUAAAACGCUUCAGACUCAAUCUAUGAGCUCAGAGAUUAAAAUGCGAACACUUUCACCCAGUGAAACAGUUAAAAAAAUGCUGGAAAUUUUGGAUAAAGAUGAAUUCGAAAAUGGUUCACGAUGCGAUUUCUUUGAUUCGUAA